This is a messenger RNA of Sphaeramia orbicularis (orbiculate cardinalfish), 2599 nucleotides long. RefSeq names its product inhibitor of nuclear factor kappa B kinase subunit beta (gene ikbkb). Bases 192 to 2423 code for a protein of 743 amino acids. The record is from RefSeq and is a predicted model, not a curated record. Gene Ontology annotation, cellular component: IkappaB kinase complex; cytoplasm. NCBI's taxonomy places the organism in Eukaryota, Metazoa, Chordata, Actinopteri, Kurtiformes, Apogonidae. The transcript is spliced from 22 exons. Gene Ontology annotation, biological process: peptidyl-serine phosphorylation; positive regulation of transcription by RNA polymerase II; tumor necrosis factor-mediated signaling pathway. Gene Ontology annotation, molecular function: ATP binding; IkappaB kinase activity; protein binding.
AGGAAGUAAAAGGGUUUUGGAGAUUUGUUGUGUCGCUUAAAACCUACAAGAGUUGUAUUUGGAGUUUUAAAACUCGGUUUAAUCUCGGUUAAAUUUAAUAUAGAUUUGUUAUUUUAAAAACAAAAGUAAAGGGGAAAAAAGCGGUGAACCGUGUGGAGUCUGUCUAAGGAGUGGGAACAGCUGGGGCAGCCAUGAAUCGAGUACCUCUGCAACAGCCGAUGAGCUGUGGGCCCUGGGAGCUGAAGGAGCGAUUGGGGACCGGAGGCUUUGGCAAUGUGACAAGAUGGCAAAAUAAGGACACAGAGGAGCAGAUUGCUAUAAAACAGUGCCGUCAAGAACUGAGUGAGAGAAACAAAGAGAGAUGGUGUCUGGAGAUCCAGAUCAUGAGGAGGUUGAAUCACGUUAGUGUUGUCGCAGCCAGAGAAGUUCCUGCAGGAAUGCACAAACUGUUGGCCAACAAUGACCUGCCGCUUCUGGCCAUGGAGUACUGUCAGGGAGGAGAUCUGAGGAAGUAUCUAACCGUCCUGGAAAACUGCUGUGGAAUAAGGGAGGGCUCUGUUAUGAUGCUGUUACGGGACAUUUCUUCGGCUCUAACGUACCUCCACAAGAUGAGGAUUAUCCACAGGGAUUUAAAACCUGAGAACAUAGUGCUGCAGCAGGGAGAGAAGAGACUAAUCCAUAAGAUUAUUGAUCUUGGCUAUGCAAAAGAACUGGACCACUCCAGCCUGUGCGUCUCAUUUGUAGGAACACUGCAGUACUUGGCCCCUGAGCUCAUUGAGAGGCAGAGGUACACUGUCAGUGUGGACUACUGGAGCUUUGGGACUUUGGUGUUCGAGUGCAUCACAGGAUUUCGUCCCUUUUUACCAACAUGGCAACCUGUUCCCUGGCACAAUAAACUAAGAUUGAAACAAGAUGAUGACAUUGUUGUCUAUGAGGACCUCUUAGGGGAAGUCCGCUUCUCCAAACAUUUGCCUCAACCAAACAACCUCAGCAGUCUGCUGUCAGAGAAGUUGGAGUCGUGGCUGAAGCUGAUGCUGAAGUGGUCGCCUCAAGAGAGAGGCAAGGACAAAAACGCCACUCCCAGUAACUGUUUCGCCCAACUGGAGCUCAUACUGCAACUCAAGCUGGUUCAUGUCCUCAACAUGAUGUCCGCUAAGACUCUGAUAUACUCAGUGUCAGACCAGGAGACCGUGGCAGACUUACAGUUAAGGAUCGAAAAAGACACCAACAUCCCCGCAGCCAAUCAGGAGCUGCUGCUGGAGGCGGGGCUGGCUUUGGAACCCCAAGGCCUCGCCAUACAGUGUGCCAUAGACUAUGCAGAAAUAGAUGGGCCUCGGACAGAUCAUCCUCUGGUCUUCCUCUUUGAUCGAUCAUCCUGUAACUAUGAGCCCCAGUUUACACCUCGCACCCUUCCUGAAAACAUACGCUUUGUCCAAAAUGACCCCGAGCACACGCUGCCUUACAGUCCUCUCAGGAGGACUUGUGGCCAGGCGUGGCACACCAUCCGCUCUCUGAAGGAGGACUGGCAAAGGCUGCAGCAGGGACAGAAAGCUGCCAUCAUGAGUCUCCUGAGACACAACUCCUCUCUGUCCAGACAGAAGAUUGAUAUGGUGUGCAUGCACCAGAGACUUGUGGCCAAACUGGACUUCUUCACCACCAGUCUUCACAUAGACAUGGACAAAUACCAGGAGCAGACAGCCACUGGGAUUGCAUCAGAGAAACUAAUGUGUGUUUGGAGAGAGAUGGAACAGACUGCUAUCAGCUGUGGUCAGGCCAAGGUGAGUGAACUGGAGGAGGAGAUGAUGGGGCUGCAGUCAGACAUCGUGGAUGCACAGAGACAGCCGUGGCGGAGUGGAGAGGCCUUGGAUACGCUUGAAGGAAAGGCCAUGGAGAUGUUCCGCAAACUCAGAGAGAAACCCAGAGAACAACGGUGCUCAGGGGACAGUCGGGAGGUGGUGCGCCUGGUGGUUCAGGCGGUGCAGUUCUAUGAGAGGAAACUGAGAGACUUCUACACACACCUCAGUAAAACUGCAGGGUGUCGUCAGCGUGUGAUGGAACUGAUACCAAAGGUGGAGGGCGUGAUUGAGAAGAUGGCGGAGAGCGAGCGAGUCCUGAUGAAUCUGCAGGAAAAACGGCAGAGGGAACUGUGGAACCUGCUCAAAGUGGCCUGUAGUAAAGUUCGCAGCCCAGUAAGUGGGAGUCCUGAUGGAUUACGAACCCCUUCUUCUGUGCCUCCACUACUGACCCCAAGACACAGCCUUCAACAGUUUGACGAAUCUCUUGUGGAGGAGAGCAGGACAUUUGAAAGUCGGCUGCAGAGCUUACUGCAGGACACCAUCCAAGAAUCAGAGAGCAGUAUGGAGAUGCUGACGGAGUGGUCGUGGCUUCAUGGAGGCCAGAACUUCUCCAGUGACCUCUCCUAAAAGCUCAGACCACUAUGCCUUGUGCUCUGCUGCCUCUGUGUGGAUGGGAUGUCAAACUACCAAUGAUGUGUGUAACUGUACACAAGACAAUACUCAAGUUGUAAAAAAAAAAAAAAAAUGAAGGGGGAUGGUGGAUUUGAUCAUAUGGGGACAGGUAAUUUGUGCUGGUGACGGGG